GCUGGGUGCAGUCACCAAGGCAGACGGGCAGGGGCGGAAGGAGGCUGGGCAGGUGACAGGGUGGCCGGGCCACAGCGUGCCCCAGGGGGCCUGGCUGGUGAAGAAAAAAGAAGCGUGCCUAUACUCUGCCGCGAGGCGCUGGCCAGACUCCAUCCGUGCCAAGUCCCCUCCGAGCCAGCGCCGGGGACUCCGGAGGCACCAGGAGGAGGAAGGUACAGGCGGCGUGCGGUGAGGAUGGACGCAUGCCACCGACGUGUGCCAAUGGCUGCACGCGCCAAACACCCACCCACAAAACCCCACGAUCGCUGGCAGCCGUGGCUGGAGGCGGCCGCCGUUGGCAGAGGAGCCGGGGAGGGCAGGUGGAUCCCAGCAGCGGCAGCGCAGGUAAAGGGUUCGGGCUUGAGUGCUGUGGGUACCUGGCACCUUCAUUGGGUGCCAGAGGCCGGGGUCGGAUCACAGCCUGGCUCUGGGUUGCAGGGCGUGGCAGCGUUGAGGAGGGCUGAGUCCCACGGGGGGUCUGGGCCAGCCUGGUAGGCGACGCCUCCUCCCAGCUCCCCCAGCGCUGCCCUGGGGCAUGUUUGCCUGGGCGUGCUUGGCCCUUGUCCUCCAGGGAGCUAGGCUGGGCGGGCUGGGUGGGGCCAGCACGGGAUGCCCAUGGGGGCUGCGUGUUGGGCUUUCCUCUGGGGUCUCAUGGCUUUGUCACCUCCGCCUGAUGCACUGGGGCUCCCAGGGCCAGCGCCCCAGAUGGUCCCUGAAUGUUGGGUGCACUCCCCAGGCAUGGGCUGGCAGGGUAGGCUGCAGGGUGGCACCUCAGGGUCCAGGGUUCCUGCGGAGCACGCCUGCCCUCCCUCCCAUCUUCCCAGAGCCCCCUGCCCCACCUCUUGCAACCUGGCUGUGCGGAAGGAUGGGAUGGACGCCAAAUGUGCCGUAGCAGGAGUGUGGGUGGCGGUGCCCCGAGCCCGGCCGCUGAGAACGGGAAGGAGCCUGGGGUGAGGGACUCCCCAACAGCUGCAAGGCAAAGUGCUGCUGCCCUUCCCACAAUUACAGGCGGGCAGAAAGAGCUGGGGGCCGUGGGAGGGGGGAUUUUCAACUUUAGAAAGGUGGGCAGCCCCCAGGUGGGCUGGCGUGGAGCUGGCAGGGCUGGGAGUGUUAGUCCGGGUGUCUGGCUGUGGCCCCUCGGGGUGAUCCAUGGCAAGCAGCAUCAGCUGGCAGAGGCUGGCACAGACCCACGCCCUGGCAGGGGCACGGCACAGAGGGGCCCUGGUCAUGUGGGGGAUCCAUGCUGGCCGCCAUCCCAGCCAUUGCUCUGGUCAGCCAGUCCAGUCCCAGAAAGAAGGUUCCAACUGAGGGGUGAUGGGAGCACAUGGGCAGGGCUGGGGGAGAGGCAGCGGGUGGCCGGGAGGAGGCUGGGCUCGAGGACUUUAAAAAUCCAAGCCUGGAGCCUGGCUGGCCCACAGGAGCCUCCACCCUGAAGGGGCUAGGAGGGGGCUCGGAGGCCAAGGUCAGGAUCCUGGGCUGGGCUGAGGGGCAGGGAGGGCUGAGGGAGGUGGAGGAGGGCAGCAGCGGUCUGGUCCAGAUGCCCAGGGGUCAGGGCAGAGGCCGGGGACACAGAGUCCUGGGGUCAGGGCAGAGGUUGGGGACACAGAGUCCCGGAGUCUGAGCAGAAGCUGGGGACACAGGGUCCUGGUGUCAGGGAAGAGAUGGGGGACACAGGGUCCUGGUGUUGGGCAGAGGUUGGGGACACAGGGACCUGGGGUCAGGGAAGAGAUGGGGGACACAGGGUCCUGGUGUUGGGCAGAGGUUGGGGACACAGGGUCCUAGGGUCAGGGAAGAGAUGGGGGACACAGGGUCCUGGGGUCUGGGUUAUGCUUCAGAACUUUGGGGCAAGGCUCAGAGCCACACAGAGGCCCAGCCUCAGAGGUCCUGGGGGCGGGAAUGGGGCGGGGCUCCAAUGAUUGGCUGCCCUCAGCUUCCUUUUCCUCUUGAGCCCACAGUCCCGGGAGGCUUCAGCCUGACGCCGGCCAGCACUUCACAACAGGGGCUUUCCAUUCCAAGUCCUGAUGUGGGGGCGCCGUGGGGGGCAAUGCCCGGUGGACCUUGGCACAGUAAGCGUCCCUAACAGGUGUCUGGACACAGUCCUGCACCCACUGCCCUCUUCCGGCGUGGCCAAGCAUGGGUGCUGGUGGCAUAAACACUCAGGCUGCCAGACUCGGGGACAACAGCGUCCCUGGCCCCUCAGGCUCAGGGCAGGGCGCACACAUUCUAGGAUUCCCAGAGAAGACUCGGGUGGGCGAGGUGCCGGCUGGAACCCUGGCCUGGGGUCUGCGCUGGGCGUGGGGGUGGCAGCAGCUAUGGGUUCCUGGUCUCAGCCGUGAGGACAGUGGUGUGAGUGGGUGCCCCAGGCCAUGGGCCUGGGUGGGAAGGGUCAGCAGGUGGCUGUCGGGGAGCGAGGAGGUCGGUCCUGCCGUCACCCCCACGUCACCCACAGGUGCACCCGCGUGGGGAUGGUUUUGGUCAGGAGAGCAGGCUGGCCGGCCCACAGCAGUAACAGUGGACGCCGGAGGGGACCCUCUGCCUGCCGCAGCCCCCCUCCCUCCGCCUCUGAGUUUCACAGUUCCUGCUUCCCGCUCUGGCUCAGAGCCCCCAAGAGACUGCUGCCAGAUGUUCCCGGCGGCCCCACAUCGCCUCCCUAAUGAAAUAUUCAUGGGACCUUUCUGCCUCUUGACAUAAAGCCUUCCGCAGCUCCACACACCAUGGAGAUGGGGCCGGCCUCCCAACAAGCCCAGGAAGGAGUGGGCACCCGGCCAGCCCCACCCCCUGUGCCAACUCUGGGUGCCCACUCCCAGUGCGCCAACCCCAGCUGCCCACUGUGCCUCCCGAGACAGAGGCUGGGCCUCCGCCUCCCUUUUGCCCUGCUAAGGGUCAGGGGUCCGGCUGCCUACACCCCCGUCUGCCUCCUGAGAGCCCAGUGCCAGCUGUGUGGGCACAUCAGCCCUGGGGCUGGGCUCUGGAGGGAGGACAGCCGCCACGCGGCACAGGAGGGAGCCAGAGCCACCCUCACAGGCCUGGGGAGGACAAGCUCUAACUCUCUCUUCCUUCAGUACCUUGGCGGCCGACAGCUCCCUACCCCAUGCCAGCAAGGCUGGGCUCCUGCAGCCCACCUCACCCCUUGCUGUGUGGCGGCUAGCCUGGCCUGGCCUCGCAGUGACCUGCUGUCAUCUGUCCACGCCUCUGUCCAUGUGCUCAUGCACCCGGUGCCGGCAGGGAGCCGGCUCGCACCAGGUCCAGUGCAUGGAGACCAGACUUCAUGCCCAGCCCCGCGCUCCGGGUGUUCACGCACCCCCAGCCAGGCAGUGAGGGCGGAGGACCUCGGGCCAGGGCUGGUGAGGCCAAGAAGGACGAGGUGGACAGGUUUCCAGGGGCCUGGGAGCUGUGUGAGGAGUAAAAAGGGGCCAGGCUGCGAGUUCCUCACAGAGGGGACCUUUGUGCCCCAGGUCAAAGGAGAGGGGGUCCGGCCCAGGCCAGCCUUUGCUCAGUCCACAGGCCCUGUCUGGCUCUGCCGGGCCUCCUCACAGCCCUGGGCUGCAGGUGGUGGCCACAGUGAGGCCCCUCUGGGUCAGAGUCUGCCCCACAUGGGGUGCCCUCUCUGGGUGGCUAGCCCUGGGCUCCCCUCUGGCUGUGCAGGGCCGGCCUCAGCUGUGAGGAGCCCAGCGGGCUUGCUGGGGGCCGCAGGGUUGCCCUGGCCUCUGGGACUCCCACGCCCUCCUUGCUCCUGGCCUCGGGUCAAGCCUUUGUCUUCAGUGGGCAUCUCAACCUUAACUGUCACCUAGAGCGGCAGGGAAAGGGUUACACGACCAUUCACAGAGGCACUCAGCCUCCGCAUUAGGGGAGAGAGACCUGAAGAGAGACCACGUUGCUUCCCUGAGGCGACCAGCGGGAUGGGCCAGAGCCAGGAAGGAGGCUGCCAUGUGUGUCCUGGAGCCCACGGCCAGCACAAGCAGCCGGGACCCUCCCGGGAGCCAGCUCCCUGUCCAGGAUGCCCCAGCUCUCCUGAGCUCACUGACCAGGGAUUUGGCCAGUGCCCCUCCCCCAUGAGGCCGCCUUGCGCCCUGAGCUGCUGGGGGGUAAGAACUCUGCCUGUGGUGUAGAAAUAAAGCACAUUCCACAGAACAAAUGGUGUCAAUUUGCAGCAGCGCCGCA
Messenger RNA from Sapajus apella (tufted capuchin), 4200 nucleotides. RefSeq lists its product as uncharacterized. Lineage: Eukaryota; Metazoa; Chordata; Mammalia; Primates; Cebidae. The record is from RefSeq and is a predicted model, not a curated record. The transcript is spliced from 2 exons. Bases 2754 to 3830 code for a protein of 358 amino acids.